Molecule: messenger RNA, 4406 nt
Organism: Sarcophilus harrisii (Tasmanian devil)
Lineage: Eukaryota; Metazoa; Chordata; Mammalia; Dasyuromorphia; Dasyuridae
Gene: LRSAM1
Product: leucine rich repeat and sterile alpha motif containing 1
Exons: 25
Coding region: 958-3141 (727 amino acids)
Molecular function (GO): protein binding
Source: RefSeq, a predicted model, not a curated record
CAUCUCGCGGGGUCGGAGGGGGGGAUGCGGGGACCGAUCUUUCCCCCCAUUCUCCGGAGUCACAGCUCCCCAGGAUCCUGUCCUGCUCUGAUCUGGGAGUCCUGUUCUCUUGUAUACCCGAGAUUCUAGGAUUGGGGUUCCGGCUACACCCCUUCCUCCUUUUUGGUUGGCUGGGCGGGGGGCUUUAGUGGGGCGGUCCUCGCCCUCUUCCGAGCCCGGGUGCUUCCGCUUCUGCCACGGUUGGACCCCCAGUCCCUCCAGAAUGGGUUCCGCACAAACUUCCUGCGCUAAGGGAAUAUUUCUGCCCCCGCCCGGUUUUGGGGUCCUCUCUACUCCCGCAGCCGCCGCAGACCCCCUCCGUCUCGCUGCGCGCCCGAGACUCCCUUCCCGGGCCGGCCCCGCGAGGCUGCGUGUGGGGCCGGGCAGCCGGCGGAGGACCUUUCUCCAUCUCCUUCCCCAGCCGGUGCACUCGCCUGUCACACGCCUAGGUGUGGCUGUCAGCCGCUGGUUGUGCAGAAGCAUAUUCCCUGGCCUUGUGGACAGACCCGGGUGUUGCGGGCUCCAAAGUCGGGAAACCAGGGGUUUCGUCCUCCUCCGCGCCGGCUCACCCUCUCACCUUGGCCAGAAAGACGGUCGCCCUUCCUCCGGCAGAGGCCCCUCAUUCCGAAUCUCAUUGUGACAUAGCGUCUUAAGGAAGCCCGCGCCCAGGCCGGCCUGUUGCUAAGCGGGAGCUUGGUCUUCCAAGUUCCUCUUCGGGCUAAAAGAAAGGGAAGCGACACUCUCCCUUCCGAGCAUCCGCGGGUUGUCCCCCAUGCCUGGAACGCUCUCCCUCCUCCCGUCGGCUCGUCCAAAGGCAGGCUCCCUCAACAGGAAGCCUCUUCCAACUCCUCUUGGUUCUAGUGCCUUCCUCCUCUACCCGGCCUAGAUCCAGUGAUUACUUCUGGCGGAAAGAGAAGAAUGCCUCUCUUCUUCCGAAAAAGGAAACCCAGUGAUGAAGCUCGGAAACGCUUUGAGUACCAGAUGUGUCUGGCAAAAGAAGCUGGUGCAGAUGACAUUCUUGACAUAUCUAGAUGUGAACUCUCAGAGAUUCCAUUCGGGGUUUUUUCCACAUGCAAAGUGCUUCAGAAGAAGGUGUUGAUUGUUCAUACAAAUUUUCUCACUUCUUUGGUUCCCAAAUCUUGUAACCUCCUGAACCUUGGAACAAUUAAGGUUUUAGACCUUCAUGAUAACCAACUAACGGCUCUUCCUGAUGCUCUUGGACGGCUAGCAUCUCUUCAGGUCUUGAAUGUUGAAAAAAAUCAAUUGAAAUGUCUUCCACAGUCCAUUGGGGACCUGGCCCAGCUCCAGACCCUCAAUGUGAAAGAUAACAAACUGAAGGAUCUACCUGACACUUUGGGGGAACUUCGUAGCUUACGAACUCUUGACAUCAGUGAAAAUCUGAUACAGAGACUGCCUCAGAUGCUGGCUCAUGUCCGGACCCUAGAGACUCUGAGCCUUGACGCUGCAUCCAUGGUUUACCCCCCGGAGGAUGUGUGUAGUAUGGGUACCAAGGCCAUUCAACAGUUUCUCUGCAAAGAAUGUGGGCUUGAGUACUACCCACCCUCCCAGUACUUGCUCCCAGUGUUGGAAAGAGAUGGAGGAGAGACUUCGGUGGAUAGUACUGAUGGACUAAUUUGCAGCUAUGUAAAGGAAGAGACUGAGUGGCAGAAUAAAUUCUUAGAUUAUGAGAAGAGAAAGGAACAGAAAAUGCUGGAGAAAUUAGAAUUUGAACGUCGCCUAGAAAUCGGGCAGCGGGAACACGCCCAGCUCCUCCAACAAAGCAAUAUUCAAAAGGAUGAGAUCCUGCAGACCGUCAAAGAGGAGCAGUUUCGGCUGGACAAGGGCCUGAGUGAACAUCAGCGCUACCUGGAUGGAGAGCGUCAGCGUCUGCAAGAACAACUGAAGCAAACAGAGCAAAGUAUCUCGAGCCGGAUUCAGAAGCUUCUUGAAGAUAAUCAGAAACAAAGGAAAAAUUCUGAAAUCUUGAAGUCACUAGAAAAUGAAAGGAUAAAGAUGGAACAACUCAUGGCCAUAACCCAGGAGGAGACUGAGAAUCUACGCCAAAGAGAGAUUGCUUCUGCCAUGCAGCGGAUGUUGACGGAGAGCUGCAAGAAUAGAUUCAUACAAAUGACCUAUGAGUCUCAAAAGCAAAAUCUGGUUAAGCAAGCUUGUUCCAGCAUGGCCCAAAUGGAUGAAAGAUUCCAGCAGAUCCUGGCUUGGCAGCAGAUGGAUCAGAACAAAGCCAUCAGCCAGAUUUUGCAGGAGAGUGAAAUGCAGAAAGCUGCCUUUGAAGCCCUUCAACUCAAAAAAGAUCUCAUGCACAGGCAGAUCAGAAACCAGAUUAAGUUAAUAGAAACUGAGUUAUUGCAGUUGACACAGCUGGAGUUAAAGAGGAAAACCCUGGACACAGAGUCACUGCAGGAAAUGAUCUCAGAGCAACGCCAGGCCCUCAGCUCCCUGCUGCAGCAGCUUCUCAAAGAGAAAAGCCAGCGAGAAGAGGAGCUCCAAGGCAUCUUGCUGGAGAUGGAAGCCAAGAAUGAAACUACACAGGAAAAUUACUGGCUGAUUCAGUAUCAACGCCUUUUAAAUCAGAAGCCCUUGUCCCUAAAGCUUCAGGAAGAGGGCUUGGAGCAGCAGCUGGUAACCCUGCUGAGAGAACUUGCAGCCGAACAUUAUCUGCCCAUCUUUGCUCACCAUCGAGUCUCACUAGACAUGCUGAGCCACAUGAGUCCCAAUGAUUUGGCCAAUAUGGGCAUUUCUGAAACUGGCCUGCAGCAUGCGCUGAUCAGGAGAGCCCAGGCGCUGCUGGAUGUGGCGAAAACAUUGCCAGAGUUGCUGCAGUCUGUUGAAGAUGAGGGCCUGGAGGCCCCAGGACCUGCCACUGUAGAAGAGCCCCCUGAGGCUGUGACCCCAACAGCACCCCCUGCACAACUGGAUGUGCAGGCUUCAGAAUGUGUGGUGUGCCUAGAACGGGAGGCCCAGAUGAUUUUCCUCAAUUGUGGUCAUGUCUGCUGCUGUCAAAUCUGCUGCCAGCCCCUUCGAACCUGCCCACUGUGUCGCCAGAAUAUCGUGCAGUGUCUGCGUAUUUACCGCAGUGGCUAAGCUGGGGAGUAGCCUGUUCUUAGACCCCAGAACGGCUCACCAUUAUUCCCUGACACACCAGGCUGCUGGUAUAAGACUAGGGCCCUUGCUUCUCCUCCGUCCAACCCCCUAUUAGAGAUAGCAUGUGGCCCUUUCCUCACAGCUUCCCUCCUCACCCGCUGGGAGGAUGGGCUCUGAUUGCCAAGCACUUUUUCUUCCUGGGAUAAAUAAUUUGCUAAUUUAUACAUGCUUCCUUCAUCACCAGGCCCAUGAAGAGGCUGGUUAUACAGGGUGCUUCUAGAAACAGGAGUCAGAGGUAUUGGGAGAGGAGAUACUAAGGUAUUCUCACCUCACAACAGGAGCAGAGUCCUUAACAGUUCCCACAGAGACUGAAGAACAGGGCCAGCUUACCUCUUCCCUUGCCUCUAGUAACAACACAGGAGCCUAGGACAUUAGAACAGAUUUAGGAGGUCAAGAUUUUGAGCUAUGGUGCCGUCACAAACUUGGGGUUUACUCCCACUAUCAAUAUAGGUCUUUUCCUCAGGGUCUUAGAAGCCCUGCCUUAUGUAGAACAUAGAAAAGUCACUGGGGGAAAAAAGGGCUAACGAUUCACUGAGACCUAGAGGAACUUUGGAGGCGAGACUCCUGGUUGGUCUUGCCCAGGGAGAGAAAUGACAUCCUUUGGCUGGCUGCUCUACAUCUUUGCUUCAAAGACCCAGUGAAGGUUCGGAAGAUCUCUCGGCCAGACUUCUGAUUGGUCCUGACCAAAUGAGGAAAUGACAUUGUUCUCUGUACGUCUGACCUUUGAACGUCUCUGCUUCAGGAGGAUGCUCUCCUAGGCACGGACGGUGGAUGCUGAAGUGGACAGGCAACCUCUGGGCUGUGGGCCCCUUGGGAGAUGGUCAGUAUGAGAUGAUUGAACCCUUGUCCAAAGUACAUGGUGCAGGGUUCAGCCCAGAAAGGCCAACCUGCUCCAGAUGAGGCUUGGGAAAGGGGUUGUUCCUGGAAGAAGUGAGGCUCCUCUGGAGACCCAGCUCUGUGCAUUUGGGAUACAUCAAGGGAGUGGCUACCUACAUUGCAGACUGAUCACAGGCAGCCAACAGGGCUGCACCUGGAGGGAGGCAGGAAGGCACACCCAGCCCCAUCCAUUUCUCUUGUGAUGCUUUGUUUUGUUCAAGUAGGUAGAGCUGCUAUACUGUCCCUUGAACCUCUGCUCCCCAAUGCAGUGCAUGAGCAGGGGGUGAGCGAAGUCUCAAAACAAAUAAAUUUCCACCUUCCCACCCUCA